UAGGCAGCAUUCUCGGGAGGCUGAGGUAGGAGGAAGGAGACGGGGAAGCAGGCAGGUAGACAAACGCGGCUUAGCGUCUGCGUUGUUCUGAGGCAGUCUAGCCGCACCUGUUCCAUUGCCCACACUCACUGACUCCUCCCCCUUUAUCCCUUAAAGCUAAUUUGGAUUCAGGUUCAUGGCUCAACGCCUGUUUCUAACCAGAUCCUUGGCUUCUGUCAUGGCCAGGAAGCUAUUUAUGCGCCGUUGGGCUCUCCCUAGUGCUGGGGUCCUGCAGGCUACCCCCAAGAGCUCCGGCACUCCGGCCCUAAACCUCAGCCGGCUCUUACACAAUUCCCACAUUUAUAAGAUUACGUUCAACAUCUGGGAUGGGCCGGAUUUUCAGGAAAAGGUGCUCAAUAGCACCAUCCCAGUGGUGGUAGAUUUCCAUGCCCAGUGGUGUGCCCCAUGCAAGAUCCUGGGACCACGACUGGAAAAGGUGGUAGCCAAGCAGGAAGGCAAGGUAAUGAUGGCUAAAGUGGACAUUGACGAAAAUACGGACCUUGCCAUUGCCUUUGAUGUAUCCGCGGUGCCAACAGUGCUAGCCAUCAAGAAUGGAGAUGUGGUGGACAAGUUUGUAGGACUCAAGAAUGAAGAGCAGCUUGAGGCCUUCCUGAAAAAAUUGAUCAACUGCUGAACAGGUCUGAUUAAAAAAACUUUACUAAAUGUGACCACCUCUUACAAAGAAGAACAAAUCCUAAGCCUCCACACUAAAAUUCCCUAGUAACAACUACAAACAUCUCUAGAAGACACCUCCUUCAAUCCUUCUUUCUUACCAACACAAGAACAUAAGAAGAGCUGAAAGAAGGGGAAGAUUUCUACAAAGAAGUCCUAUAAUCUGGAAGAGCCUUGAAGCAUCACCUUACUUUAUUCUUGGCAGAGCGUUCAAUUUUAACAGCGGGAGGCUUAACUGAAUAUAUCCAACACAGGGGUGGCACAUUAUUUUUUUUAAUAAUAAAAUUUAAAUUUAAUUCCUGAUCAGAAA
This is a messenger RNA of Antechinus flavipes (yellow-footed antechinus), 1021 nucleotides long. RefSeq names its product thioredoxin, mitochondrial-like. Gene Ontology annotation, biological process: cell redox homeostasis. Bases 176 to 673 code for a protein of 165 amino acids. Gene Ontology annotation, molecular function: protein-disulfide reductase activity. The record is from RefSeq and is a predicted model, not a curated record. Lineage: Eukaryota; Metazoa; Chordata; Mammalia; Dasyuromorphia; Dasyuridae. The transcript is spliced from 2 exons. Gene Ontology annotation, cellular component: mitochondrion.